Molecule: messenger RNA, 2106 nt
Organism: Prorocentrum cordatum
Lineage: Eukaryota; Dinophyceae; Prorocentrales; Prorocentraceae
Source: the annotation of a GenBank genome assembly
AUGGCAGAGGAGAAGGCAAAGGAGGUUGAGAAGGCCGAGGAGCCGAAGGUGGCCGAGCCGGAGGCGAAGGCUGGGAAGGAGGCCCUCGGAUCGGGCGACCCGGAGCCGCCCGCGCAGGACGCCAGCAAAGCGCCCGAGGGGGACAAGGCGGCGGAGAAAGAGCCGGAGAAGGAGCCACAGAAGGGCACGGAGAAGGAGCCCGAGAAGGGCGCGGAGAAGGAGGAGGGCGGCGGGGAGAAGGGCGGCGAGGGCGACGGCGCCAGCGGCGAGAAGGAGAAGGAGGGGGAGGCCGAGGACGGCGACGGUGCCGAGCAGCUCGACAAGCUGAACAUGUCUCUCGACGAGCUGAUCCAGUCAGACCCGCCCAGGGGCGAGAAGCGAGGCGGCAAGGGCGGCGGCUCCAAGGGCGGCAAGGGCGGCAAGCAGGGCUGGGGCGGCAAGUCGAAGGACUACGGCGGCGGCGGAUGGGGCGGCUCCGGCGGCGGCGGAUACCAGAAGUCUUCUUGGAAGGACAAGGACGACGGCAACGACUGGGGCGGCGGCAAGAGCAAGAAGGCGGACUGGGGCGACGCGCCCAGCUGGAGGGACGGCGCCAAGGACAAGUGGGGCGGCGGAGGUGGAGGCGGCGGUGGUGGCGGCUCGUGGGGAGCCAGCAAGAAGUCCUGGGGCGACGACUCCUAUGGCAGCAAGCCCGCCGCGAAGUCCUGGGACUACGACAAGUCCGGCGGCUACGGUGGCAAGUCCUACGACUCGUACAGCAAGCCGUCGUACGACAAGAGCUCCUACGAGAAGACUUCAUACGACAGGGGAUCGUACAGCAAAGCCUCAUACGACAAGGGCGGUGGUUUCGACAAGGGCGGCUACGACCGUGGCUCAGGCUACGAGAAGAGGCGCGACGACGGGCGCGACGCAGGCGGCCGUGGCUACGACAAGGGAAGCGGCGCGAAGGCUGGCGACGACCGAGGCGGCUACGACGAGCGCGACCGGGGCGGCACCUACGGCAGAAGCGGUGGCUAUGCGAAGGACCCGCCGCCUCGCUACGCCGACCGCGACGACGGCCGCGACCGCGACCGCCGGAGGGAGCCGCCGCCCUCGGCCCCGAGCCGCCGCCGCGCGCCCGCGGACGACGAGCCGCAGGAGGGCCACACCGUGGUCGUGGCAGGCAUCCAGGGCCUGCGCCUGGACAAGCGCGACCUGGAGCGGGCGUUCAGCACCGUGGGGGACGUCGCGGGGGCCACCCUGGGCUCGAGCUCGGCGAAGAUCACGUUCACCUCGCGCUCGGCGGCGCAGGAGGCCGUGCGCCGCUUCAACGGCGGCCAGCUCAACGACUGCACCAUUGAUGUCUAUCUAGAGGGGUUCCUGCUCAUUGAGGCCACGUUGGAGUCGAGGCCCCUGUCUGUGCAAGGCCCGGAGCUUGCCGGCUCGCGCUCGUGGCACAGGUCAGGAUCUAUGGCAAUAUUCGAGAUCAAGAUGACCAACUACAACAUACCCACCGACGAGCACAAGACUGAGGAACGAAAGGCCCAGGCACUCCGCCACAGCCAGCGGACUGCGAUCACCGUCAGCGUGCCCGUCGCCAGACCGGCACACAAACAUAUCACGGGCGACCUCGUCAUCAACAGGGUGCCUCCCAUCAAGGGUGAGGGCGACGAGCUGAGGCUGGCGUUGCCACCGGGGCAACCGCCAGAGAUGGCCAACGAGGUAAUCGACGUCACCCCGCCAAAGAGGAUCCAAAUGGUGCGAUGCCAGGACAAGUACAACAACGACACGGAAUCGCACAGGAGCACCGUACUCUCCAUCUACCAGCCCAGCCACCAGGACCCCGCAUCGUUUCUAACAGAUGAAGCUCGGACGGGACGGCUGCAGACCGCUCGCGUCGUUCAGGACAUCGCGAGAGACAUGUUCACGGGUCACGUCGACACGAGCAUGAUAUUGACGCAGUUACGGGACAUCCAGGACGGAGUGGACGAGCUACGCGCCGCUGGCGGCCGCCCAGGCCCCUUCGACGACGCCACUGCGCCGACCCCGACCGACCGGAGAGCGGUGGGCAGGAACUGCGGCUCGAGAUGGCGCACAGAAGGGGUGCCCGAUCUGCGGCACGCGUAA